This is a messenger RNA of Eriocheir sinensis (Chinese mitten crab), 9071 nucleotides long. RefSeq names its product ras-related C3 botulinum toxin substrate 1-like. Gene Ontology annotation, molecular function: GTPase activity; GTP binding. The record is from RefSeq and is a predicted model, not a curated record. The coding region runs from base 168 to 755 and encodes 195 amino acids. The transcript has 6 exons. Gene Ontology annotation, biological process: small GTPase-mediated signal transduction. NCBI's taxonomy places the organism in Eukaryota, Metazoa, Arthropoda, Malacostraca, Decapoda, Varunidae.
UUCACGUAUGGAGGAGCUGCUCGUCCAACCUGAGGCGGCGAUCAUGGCGAGCUGUUGACUGUUUUCCUGUUUACCGGUGAAUGGCGACGCUUUAAGGCCCAUGACUCUUAUUUUACCGGCGCCAGGAGUUUAAAUAACGUGGCGGCGGCUCGUCCAAUGUAGGGAAGAUGUCUUCUGGCCGCCCCAUCAAGUGCGUGGUGGUAGGAGACGGAACAGUGGGCAAGACGUGCAUGCUCAUCUCCUACACUACUGACUCCUUCCCCAAGGAAUAUGUCCCCACAGUGUUUGAUAAUUACUCAGCACCGAUGGUGGUUGACAGCAUCCCAGUCAGCCUUGGCCUAUGGGAUACUGCAGGCCAGGAGGACUAUGACAGGCUGCGGCCACUUUCUUACCCACAGACAGAUGUGUUCCUGAUUUGCUUCAGUGUGGUGAGUCCCUCCUCGUGUGAAAAUGUCACCUCUAAAUGGUAUCCAGAGAUAAAACACCACUGCCCUGAUGCACCAAUUAUUCUUGUGGGCACAAAAAUGGACCUCCGUGAAGACAAGGAGACGUUGGCCCUCCUCUCAGAUCAGGGUCAGUCCCCAGUGAAGAGGGAGGCUGGCCAGAAGCUAGCCAAUAAAAUAAGAGCAGUCAAAUACAUGGAAUGCUCGGCACUAACACAACGAGGACUUAAACAGGUAUUUGAUGAGGCAGUUAGAGCAGUUCUUCGGCCAGAGCCAGUGAAGAGAAGACAGCGCAAGUGCUCAGUUCUCUAAACUUGAGUGCUCAUACUGUCUGUCUCCAGUUGUCUCACUCCCACUGUCUCACCACUCAUAGUCAAGCAAGCACCAAGUUAGUCUCUGACCCAUGUUACUGAGUCACAGGGAUUUUGGUGACCAGAUAUAAAUAUAUAUACAUAUAUAUAUUUUCUUUAACUUGAUAUUGUUUCAUGACUCUAUACCACCAAAAUGAUCUGAACGUUUUUAUCCAUUUUUUUUUAGAUUUUUAUGGGAGUUAUCAGUUGUUAAUUCUGUUUGUUACUAAGUGGAAAAUUGAUAACUUCCAAAUCAUAGUAUGUUGAACUUAAGUACAUAGAGCCAGUUUUUGUGUGUUUGUGUGUACAUGUAUGUCUUCAUACAUGUAUGUGUGUUUGUAUGUAUCCCUCCAUCCCUUCCAAUAUGUAACAGGCUCAUGUUAAUGACCAUCAUCAGACAGCUCUUAUGUUUAAGAAUAAUUUCACCCCCAGAAAGGCAGCAUUAGGGUUGUUUUCAUACAGGAAGUUAAUACCCUGUGGCAGUCAUGUUCAGCAGACACAGGGCAAGGCAGCUUUUACUGUAUGAUUUUUUUUUAUCAUAAUUUGGUAGUUUUUAGAAGCUCCUUAAGAUAUGUUGGUUUACUUGUACCAGUAUAUUGACAGCUUUAAUCUUUAGUUAUUUUCAGAAAAUUCCACAAUUUCAUUUAUUGUUUAAUUUGAAGUAGUUCACUGCUUGAAUGAGGGCAUUUCCAAGCUUAUCUGAAACUGAGCAUAUCUAUUUAAUAUUAAUAUUUGAAGAAAUAUUUUUAGUGAUAUUUGAUCAAUUUUAUUAUCAUGUUUUUUCUAAUCCUGAGACCAACCCAAGGCUUCCCCCAGUGUCUCCCUUCUCCAGCUCCUUCAGUUUUCAUGUUCACUACCCCCUCCCUCAACUUAGUAUAUCAUGAAUUUGGGGCUAUUUUUUUAUUUGAAUUCAUGGACCUAGUAAUAUAAUGCACACAUAUUUUUUUAUGAUCAUCUGUUACAAAAUCCCUUAUUCUAGAUCUUGUCUCAAGUAAACACACUCUUUUAGCUCAUGUAGUCUUCCAUUUAACCUUCUCCAUGAUAUAUGUAUCAUGGGAUAAACAAGACUGAUAUAUGAAGUCAGUAUUCUUUCUAAUGCUCAUGAUCAGGGUUACCAUCACCCACUGGGAAUACCUAUCACCAGAGCGUGUGUGUUCUACAAUACUGGUGUUUAAUGGCCACAGCUCAUUGCUCACUUGUCACUUAGGUAAUGAUUUCUCAUAAAGUUAACAAUUCUGUCAUAUUCAAUAAUCCAGAUACUUGAAUACUUAUAUUAAUCUUACACCUGAUAACCAAUCAUUUGAUUUUUUAUAACAAUUAUCUACAGUUAGGCAAUAUUGAGCUUUUCAUACUUAAACAUUACUGUUAGUGUGUGUGUAUGCAUGCUUGUGUGUGUGUGAGUGUGUGUGUAAAGUGUGUGAUUCACCAUGGUCUGAUGACAUGCUUGACUCGUGAUUCCCAGCCAGUACCCGCCCUGAAUGAGCUCGGAGCUCAGGUAACGAAUCUUUGGGUAGUUUGAAUGUCACGCUCACACACCUGGGAGGCAGAACACAACCCAUCACUGCUGGGUGGACAGGGGGCACAGAUUAGAGGAGAUUGCCAAUCCGUUUCUACUCCACCAGGGAAUCGAACCCGGAACCUCUCAGUUGUGAGACGCGUGCAAGGGUAUAGUGUUGGGGGAAGCUAUGGGUGUCAUGUUUGAAGUAGUUUGGGUGAGGGUGAUAAAUUUUGGGGGACAUUGGCACAUAUUGAUCAGUCAUGGGCCUGUUUCAGUGCUUGGAUGUCUCAUGAAGAAGACUACCCCAUGCAUAGUGGAAAGUCCAAUAAAUUAAGUAUUCAACAUAUAUAAAAAUUCAUUUUGUAAAUAUAUUUUUGAUUUAAGUUGUCAUCAUCUGCACUAGUUACUUUCCAUCAACUCACGCCGUGUUUGUAAAGUGAUAAAACCUUUUUUAUAUGUGACUUUAAUGUAAGUAGAUAUCAUACUGCACAUGUCACUAACACAACAGAACUGAUGCACAUGUAAUCAAACAUGACUGGAGGUUGAGGAGGUAUUGAACUAUAGGGUGUGUUAGCAGUAAGUUAUAUUUUUCUUAUAACACAGCCACUCUUGUAUCUGGUUAUGUGGCAACCUCUGAUCUCAGAGGACUCCUAAUAAUCUAUCUGAAUUAGUGUUUUAAUUUAUAAUACCAUAUUUGCUGGCGUAUGAGAUAAUCCUUUCAUGAAAAAUAAAUAAAUGCCUAACAUUAGAAGUCAUCCUUAUAUGUCAGGUAUAAAAUGCUAACCUCUACAGUUAUGGGGUCCCUGGGGGUGAUGGUAAACAUUGCCUUACACUCAUCUUAACCUUUUAAAUACUCUUAAACCCAUUUAAAUUACUGACAACAUUAACCAGAGCUCAUUUUUUAUAUAUGGGAAAAUUUUCAUAAAGAUAACUUAAUAGGCAUAAGAAAGGUGAGUGACCCAUUGAGUUCAUGUCACAGACAGUGGGUUGAGCCUCUUUAUAGGAGCGAAUGAUUGAGCUGCUUGCAAAAAGACACAGCGCAGGGUUACCAGAUCUGAAGCUGGUCUUAUUACCUUACUCCUCAGUUUUCAUUACCAAAUGGAUCCUUUCAAUAUCAAAGGUUCUACACUUUGUCAGGUGGUUGUAUGUUUUGAAGGUAGCUCAUGCUGCCUACAUAGUCCAUUACAUAAUUAUGUAGUCACUACACCUCUUUCUUUCUCACAAUAUUUACCUUACUAAAUUACUUAACUUUUUUUUGUGUGUUAUACAUACAUUGCCACUAAAUUAGUAACCUAUUACUGCUAAAUUGACUGACCUUUGUGGCUUGACUUGUUGGCCAGCAUGGAGGCAGGGCACAGGCAACUGCCAGUAAACAUUACCAAGGUUUUGUUAAGUAUUUGAUAUCAUCGCUAUUAGACAGAACAUAUAACAUGCUGGUAAAACUAGAGAAGUAAUGUGAGAUUUUAUUAAGGUAAGUCAGUGAGGAAAGAGGCAUGGAUUGGCAACACUUAUUGUCUGUGAAACCAACAGAAGCUGUUUGAAGGUAAAAUCUAACCAAAGGCAAUGUUGUUUAACCCCUAAAGGACGAGUGACCUGCAGGCGGAAAUUUUGGUGGGUUUCGUAAAAGGAUGUGUGUCCUGUGUGCAGACGCCUUUGCUUUCUUUUCUAUCCCUUGUUUCCACGUGACUUUCGCUAUUGUUCUUCAUCUGAAAUACACUAAUCGACAACCUUAGGCCUAGAGGCUCAUUCACACUGCUAGUUGUGAUUGAUGAAGGACACUCUCUUGGAUAUAUCUAGAGAGUUUACCGUGUCCAGUGACAGUGAAUGAGAUGCGGACAACCCACAGCUCUCAUCAUCAAUUUCUUACCUUUCUUACAAUGGUAUUUUACCUCUGGGAUUCACUUCAAGCCACAAGGCCCUUGUCCAGCUGGCCUGCCCAUUCAUAAAUUGUCCAACUCAAAUGAUGACAAUACCCCAGUACGUAGGACUCAUCACACCACCUCAAAAUCAGGCGCUAAAAGCUGUAGAAAGUUCCAAAGCCACUGAAGUAUGCACGUAUGGGUGCGACACACCAUAUUGCGGCACCUCUGACCUGCAAAAUUUACAUUUUUGCACGUUUCUUCAAUAUAUACAAUUUUUGUUAUAUGGAUAUUUUUGUCCGAUAAAUAUGAAAAUUUUACUUAUUUUCAAUUUGAGUAAUUACAAAAAAUAUAUAUAUAUAUAUAUAUAUAUAUAUAUAUAUAUAUAUAUAUAUAUAUAUAUAUAUAUAUAUAUAUAUAUAUAAAACAUUUAUACCAUUAGAACCAGCUUGAAAUUCUGUAAAACUUUGUUAAAUGAGUUUUUAUGAGAAAUGUAAAUGAAAAAUGGCUGUUUUUUGCAUUCUCCGGAGGCACCCUUCAGAUUUUUUUUGCAACCUUUUGGGGUUAAUAAGGUGUUAAUAGUAUCAUUCACUGGGAUGAGUGGUAGAGGACAGGUUAUUGAGGCAGCAAGCCACCAGCAACUCCAAAUUUUGGGGUUAUCUUAUAUAAAAUAAACCUCAACCUACAUUUAAAAUGAGAGGUUUUGGGGUUGUCUUAUAUGUUGGCAAAAAUGGUACAUUUGCUCACUUAACUAUUUUUUUAAUCCCACAUUUCCUCAGUUUAAAUCAGACCCAUGUUCUCAGCUUGAUAUGAACAUUUAAAGACCUAAAACACCUGCCUACUGUGAUAAAACAGUGACAUUCAUGAUAAGGAGGAAGUAGUAAUCUUUUCCCUCCCUGCCAUGUCCAAGUUUUGCAUCCAGUGCAAUUGACUUCAUUCAAGUAAUGUGUAUUGUGUGAUUUACUCUUCAGAAUACAACACUCACACAGCACAUUCAUGAGUACAUAGGCAGGCUCAAUAAAGCUCUUUCCCCUUAGUUUGACUUCAGUUUAUGUUAGAGAAGUUAUGCACAGUGUAAAGCUUAAUGUAGAUUUAAGGACUUUUUAAGAUGUGCCUCUAGAGACUUUUGUAAAUCAACAAGAAAUGAGCAGUCUGUGGUCUACAUUUAUCACAAUUUUAUCUAACCCCAAAUCAGUGCUUCAUGAUGUCUGCCUAAUUUUUUUCCUCCAUAUACAUAAAUAGAAGAUAACCUUGUAGAUGAGACUAGGCAGCUCCAAGCCAACUACAAGUCUGUUGUUAUAGAUUUGAUAUUUUGUAGUAGAGAUUAAGUGUGGAAAGUAGGAUGUAUUAAAAUAUUAUUUGUGGCACAGUGGAAACUAACAGCUUGUCUGCUUGUUGCCAACUUCUCUGGUGUGUGUGUGUGUGUGUGUUUGAGUUUGAGUUUGAGUUUGACUGCAUUUGAACAGGGAUGCCUAUAGGCAAGUGUAAUUUGGUUAUGUGCUCAGUGCAAGUGUGUUGAAGCACGAGAGAGCAAAAGCACAUCAGGAACACCAGGUACUUUGUUGUGCAUCAAGCAGACAUGCAGAUCCAUACCAUAACUCAACAGAUUAAUGUACCCAAAGCUUGUCAAAUUUACUUGAUUUUAAUGUAAUAUUUGUCAGCUUAAUUUUGUUGCUGUCAGUUCUGUGUGCAUCCUCAUUGUAGGAUUAUUAAGAUUUUCUAAAACAUUAAAAAUACACAUAGCUUUUUGAAGAUGAAUUCAUCUUGCUGUGUCCUUUUAUAAUUUUAUAUUGUCAGAUUACUAAACUUAUUGUGAAAAUAUCCAGAAACUGCUUAUGGGUGUGAAAUACAGGAUAAACACUUAUGUAUUCCUUUAGUCUGACAAGUUAAAUUUACUCAUGUUUUAAGUGUCUAGUCACUAGUGGAAAAGUACUAACAACUGCAGAUCCUUAUAUUAAGUUGUGAGAUUAAUGAAUAGUUACUUUUAUACUUUAUGAUAGUUAUAAUUUUGGCUCUUUUGGGACCCAGGUAAAGAACAGUUUUGAUGAGUAUCACAUUUCAUUUGAUAAGAAGGCUGCCAAUUAUCACACAUUGAAAUUGCUUAAAGUUUAGGUCCUAAAGUUUACUAGUACAGCAAAAUUAGAUGGAAUGGCAAGACGUGUUUUCAUUCCUCUGGGUCAUCUCAGUAAUGUGGACAGGUUUCAGGACUUAAGUUUCCUGUCCCAAUACGACCUAAUGUACCAUUCAUCCAGUUAUCAUGGCAGCAGUCCUGAGGUAAAGGAAACCCUGGGUCACUACCUGCAUAAUCAAAUCAAGAAUGCUCUUCUUUUUUUUCUUCUUAAUUAUCAAAAUAAUUGUCAAUAUUCUCGGAUUAGAAAUAUGAUAAUAAAUAAAAAAUAUAUCUUUGUGCCUAAAUUCCUCAUAAGGCAGGUGGAGUAUCCCAGAGAUGAGCUAACCUCUUAUGCACUGCAACUGUACUUAACAGUAAGUUGUAUAGGAAAAAUAUGAUAGCCCUGAGCUAGGAAAAUAAGACCAAAAAUAAGAAUCCCCCAAGCUAGGUAUCUAAGACCAUGCAACUUAAGGUUACAAGAGAACACUACCUCUCUCAUUAAGCCAGGAUCAAACGUGCAACCUUUCGAUCAUGAGCUGAGCAACUUACCCACAGAGCCACUCGGGCCCCUGGGCCAGGUAGGAAAGUUGCACAUGUGAACAAACUUGUGCACCAUUAUCUCAAGAAGUCUCUUGACGAUUCAAAUAUACAGUAAAAGUCCUUUAACUAAAAUGAUCCAAAAGUUCCAAUUUAAAUUAUGAUGGCAGGAAGUUGUAGUUGAAAAUUUUCAAGUCUGAAAUUUUGAAGACAGAAAAUAAUGAUCAAUGAUAAUGACAAAGUAGGUGGUCUCCAUAUGCAUCACAAUAUUUUUUUUUUUUUUUUUUUUUUGUACAGUACCCAUCCAAUUUGGAAAUUAACAGCUGAUGUAUGAAAAAAUGUUACAGCUCAAGAAAGAUCAACUGAUGGAGACUGCUGUAUCAUGCUCCCUACUGAGUCAGGCUUUGAAACUUUCCAGUGGUGACUUUACCUAUGUAAUGUAAUUGUUUACUAAUGUAGUGGGAAUGGGCUAUAAUUUUGUGGCCAUAGUUUCAUAAUUUAUUGGUGAUAGAAUGUUAUCCCCUGGGUUACACUACACUUUUAUUUAUUAUUGUCAAGUAUGUAAUUCUUAUUAUCUCUGUGAAGCACACCUCAUUCCCUAGCGCGGUAGAUUUUGCAACACUUAUAGUAUGGCAGUCUUGGGUGUCGUACUUAAUGCCUUACCACAAAGCUGAUCAUGAUCUAAUAACAACUCGUGCAAUUGAAGAAUGCUCUAGUACUAAUACAUAUGCAGUUACUUCUUUACUACAUAAUUUCCCUUAUACCUCUAUACUUUUGUUUUCUCAAUGGAAACUUUUUUUCCAAAAGGUAAAGAGAGGCUACAGUAAUUAAGUUAGAGCAAGAAUAAGUAGAAUAGAUGAAAAAAAAUUCCUACCGCCUUUGAUUAUGUAAUCGAUUUUUACUGCAACUAUUGAGUCAAUUUAAGAAUAAUGAAAAGAUUCUCCAACAAGAUUAUCUUGAUUACCAUAGGCACAUCAAAUUUUAUGCUAAGUAUGGCAGAGUUGAGGUAGAUAACUUUUUUAUGGAAAAAUUUGCCAGCGCAUGAACUUGUUGUUUGCGUGGUAUGCCCUACCACCUCUCCCUCUCUUGUAUGUGCCGUAGUCCUCCCUCCCUUCCAUUAACUACGGAUUUACUACUAUUAGAGCACUCUUAUAUUGCACAGAUGUAUGUUAUGAAAUUUUAUGCUCACUGGUAAGAUACAGCAUAUUUUUAUUUAAUUUGAUUCAUUAUCUAUAUGAGUUUACAAUAAUUUUUGGGGUAUUGUCAAGUAAAAAAAAAUAAUAAUAAUAAAAAAAUGCUAAUUUGAAUGGGUGCAGGUCCACAUCUAUUCAAAUUAAAGGACUUUUACUGUAUUUUUAAUAAGCAUAAUACUUAAACUGUGUAUAUAUAUUAUAUUGCACACUUAAAAACUUUCAGUGACUUAAGAGGACUGACUGGAUAAUAUAUACAGCAGUAUGAGUUAUAGAAAUAUAUAUUUUUAUAUCAUGAAUAAUUCAGAAUUUGAGAAAAAUUUUCAAAACAUGGACUUGGAAGCACUUGGGGACUGCACUAAUUCUGAUUUCCAAGUUGUUAUUUUAUCAUUGAAGAAACAGUAACAAGCAAUAGAUAUUCACUAAACAUCUAUGCAAAUUUUUCAUUUUUUUUUUUUAUUGAGAUUUGCAACAUCAUACAGUUCCUGUAAGGAGAUAAGCAUAAUUUUUGUCUGGCAGCUGGAUUGGAUCUAAACUUUGCUGAAAUUUGCAGAGCAUUUCAUAUUUCUUUUAUGUAACACUAACUUGCAUCUGGUAACACACCAAUAGAACUAGUUACUGACAAGCAGUUUUGAUGCUGGUUGGCAUCUUAUGGAGUUAAUGACUGUCACAACCAUUGUACUGACUAUAAACUGGUUCAGCCUGAUGUAUUAGAUUGUGAGUUAAAUUUCAAUAGUUUAUAUGCAUUAUGUUUGUGAGAAUCACCAAGUAGCAUCAAGGAAGAUGUCAGUAAUCCUGAAGUGAAGGCCAGGCCACUACCAAUCAUCCUUCACACACUAUUCCCUAAUAUUUAGGGGGAACUGUUAUAUCAACUACAUGUUAGACCCUGUUUUACUAUUUAGGAAAUCAGCUUUAUUUUAAACUAAAAUUAUUGUCCCAUUAAGUUUUGGUUAUUGCAUCUUCCUUGUUUGUGGCAGUGUAAUGUUCAUGCACAAAGUGUUAUGGUAACAUGCCUUGUGUUAAGUUUUCUCAACAUUUUGUAUCAUGACCGCUAACAUGACUUUAAAUAAAGAAUAUCAGACAA